AUGGAAAGAAAUACAGUGAAACAACACGUUUCGUCGUUUGACUUAGAGCCAAAUCCAUUUGAACAGAGUUUUGCUUCGACGAAGAAGGAUGCAAGCGGUCAUAAUAAGUCUCUGUUGCAACAGGUGCGUCAUCAAACAGAACAGCCAUUACUUGGAAUCAUUAAUAAUGGUACUGCUGGGCAACAUCCUCCACAUCAUCAGAAGUCACCUUUAAGAUAUCAUUUACAGCAGCCGAAGCCUCCCGUAAUUCAUUCACCUCCCAUACUGACUCCUGGAGGUGGUCAUCGAUUACCUGCAAUGCUUCUGUCGCCUCAAAUCUUACAGGCCCAUAAUGCCCAGACAGAGUCUUUGCCUCAUCCAACAGGAAGUCAUUCGCAAAUGCCUGCAUUAAGUCCUCUCAUACCUGGAGCACCCUCAAAUGGGCAGACUACUCCCAGUUUUUUGAUGGGUCUAACUAAAACUGGUUUGACACCAAAUGAGUCAAGCAUGCGAACUGGUUUAACUCCGGGUAUGCUUAACCCAAAUCAGCCAACUUCGCUCCCCAUUCCUUCAAAUGGCCAGUUUACACCAGGAUUAUCGUCUAUGCUAUCGUCGAUGCCAAUGGGUGCUGGCGGCAGCAGGACUCCUGGGACAGGUGUAUCUUCACAUCCACAUUCUCUGUCUACUGUGUUAGAAGUUCCAACAUCACAUCCGACUUCGUUAUCGAAUCUUCCUGUUGGUGCAGCAACUAAUAGAGCACCAGGCAAUAUGUCUCUAGAGAUCCCUCCAGAGAAGGUAAAAAACCUGAGCGUUAAGGAGAGAAAGAGGUCUAUGUCUACUGACGACGCCCUAGAGGCAUCAUGUAACAACGCUAGCAGCAGCAGCAGCAGCAGCGUCAAUAAUAGCAGCAAGAAGAAGGUUAAGAAAUCACAGAGUGCUCCAAUUGGGGAUGAAGAAGAAGAGGAACGGGAGCGCAAACGGAAAGAGUUUUUGGAAAGAAACAGAUUGGCGGCAUCCAAAUUUAGGAAACGUAAGAAGGAAUACAUCAAAAAGAUUGAGACUGAUUUACAAUUUUACGAAACUGAAUACAGCGAUUUGACUUCCUUUGUCGACAGAUUAUCUGGUUUAAAUGGAAAUUCAAAGAGUACUGACCUACAGAAUUCAGAUUUAUCUUUGUUAAAAUUGUUGAAGCAGUCUUUAAUGAGACCGGAUCUUGCGAAGGCAAUGUCCAUAGUAAAUCAGAUAGAACAGCUGAUGGUGUCCACAAAAUACAUACAGAGAAAUGGCAUAAAUCCCAGGUUGGAAGAUGGUCAAAAACAACAUUCACGGAUUGAUGUUAUGAGUAUGAAUGCAACUAUUGGAACCAACUCAGGAGUGAACGAAUUGAGUGCCUCAUCAACUUUGAGGCCGCAAUCUUAUAAGAGUGGUUCAUCUAGCUCGAGCAACACGACUUAUGCUUCAAUCAACAGACAUGAUGGCAUGUAA
Molecule: messenger RNA, 1464 nt
Organism: Eremothecium cymbalariae DBVPG#7215
Lineage: Eukaryota; Fungi; Ascomycota; Saccharomycetes; Saccharomycetales; Saccharomycetaceae
Gene: SKO1
Product: Sko1p
Exons: 1
Coding region: 1-1464 (487 amino acids)
Biological process (GO): regulation of transcription by RNA polymerase II
Molecular function (GO): DNA-binding transcription factor activity, RNA polymerase II-specific; RNA polymerase II cis-regulatory region sequence-specific DNA binding
Source: RefSeq, a predicted model, not a curated record